AUGGCCAAGCUUUUGGCCAUUGCUUGUAUUGCUGAUGGAAAGACCCAUGUCUGCAACUGGGGCCCACACUUUCAUCUUCUCUCCCCAGCGUUCCUGUCUGCUGGCCUCAGUGUACCUGCACCCUCGGAGACCUACUCCCUGCCCGUGCCCAGCUCCAGCUGGGAGCCCCAGCUGCAGACACCGUUCCCGUCAGGACUCUGCACCACCUCAGCAGAGGCCCAAGCUGUGGCCGAGCCCACUGGACAGGGCCCCAAGAACCCACGUGUGUCCGGCGUGACAGUUCAACUGGAGAUGAAGCCUCUAUGGGAAGAAUUCAACCAGCUGGGCACUGAGAUGAUUGUGACCAAGGCAGGCAGGAGAAUGUUCCCCACCUUCCAGGUGAAGAUUCUGGGCUUGGACACGCUGGCUGACUACGCCCUGCUCAUGGACUUCAUCCCACUGGAUGACAAGAGAUACAGGUAUGCCUUCCACAGCUCGGCCUGGCUGGUAGCAGGCAAGGCUGACCCUGCUACACCUGGCCGUGUGCACUUCCACCCAGACUCACCGGCCAAGGGCGCCCAGUGGAUGCGUCAGAUCGUGUCCUUUGACAAGCUCAAGCUGACCAACAACUUGCUGGAUGACAAUGGCCACAUAAUCCUCAACUCCAUGCACCGCUACCAGCCCCGUUUCCACGUGGUCUUCGUGGACCCUCGCAAGGACAGCGCUCGCUACGCCCAGGAGAACUUCAAGUCCUUCGUCUUCGCGGAGACCCAGUUCACGGCUGUGACGGCCUAUCAGAACCACCGGAUCACCCAGCUGAAAAUCGCCAGCAACCCUUUUGCCAAGGGUUUUAGAGAGAGUGACCUGGACUCCUGGCCGGUGGCCUCACGGCCCCUGCUCAGCAUCCCAGCCCGAAGUCGCAGCAGUCUGGCUCCCUGCCUGCUGAGGGGCUCCACCAAGCGGGAGAAAGACCCCAACAAAGCUUCAGCCUCCACCUCCAAGACCCCUGCCCGGCUCCAUCAUCAGCUGUUACCCUCUCCUGAAGCCCUGCUGGCCCCAGCCACCUACAGGCCCCUCACUUACCAGGGCCUUUACCCUGGAGCCCCAAGCCCUCUUGGAAUUCCACGGGGCCGACCCACACCAUACCCCCUCCCCAGCAUCCGUGGUGAUGGGGAUCAGGGAGGCCUGACUCUCCCAGCUGGGCUGGGGCUCCUGUCCCCCACUGCCACAUGCCUGGGACCUAGCCAGGACUCUCAGUGAUGUCGGACGUGCUGUGGAAGACCUCCUACCCUGGACCCCUCACCCAGAAUAGGAAUCAGCCUCUGCCCCGACUCCUUCAGCCUCACCCCUACAGAGAUCCCCUCUCACAAGGUCAACAGGCCAGCUGGUCCUUAAGAGGAAAGCUACCUGCUCUGUCCAGCAAGGCCAGGGCCAUGCCAGGCUUGAAACCAGGCCUCCCACCUCCCACCCCAGCAACUGUGAAUCCUACCCUGGGGUGGCUCCUCCAAACCUCGCUUCACCUGUCUCUUCCCCACCCCCAACAUUAAACCAUUUGGCAUGGGUAGUCAGAGCACCUUCUGUCCUGGGGAAAGGGAGGGGUCCAAGAACUCCCAAAAUCGACGGUAGGAGUAGGCAUCCCAAAAGCUGGGUCAGGUGGCACCUCCAUCCCCAAGAGCACACAGUGACGGUUUCCGUGGUGACGCCAGCCAAAUGACAGAGCUGCACUUAACUCUGUGAAGGAGGCUGGGGUUCCGGUUCCCUGCUUUGUGAGCCCAUCCAUAUGAGGGCCGAAAGUGCGGCUGAGAGGCGCGGACCCUGCUCAGUCACACAGCAAAGCACAGGGAACGGACAGCACCUGCCAUUCCACCUUUAAGUUCUGUGCACGAGGCUGGCCGUCUGGUCCUCGAGGGGCCAGGAUUCGGUGAAGGUUGCAGAACCACGGUUAGGAAGUGACCACAGAGGCCAGAGGAAGGGAAGCAGAGACUUGGGGAUCCCAUCAAGACCUCAGGAGGAGGGAAGAGCCCGGGCGCCCUGUGGCUGGACAGGUCUCAGGGAAUAAGACUGCAGGCGGCGCGUGCCGCCCGGUCCUCGGCCCCCUGUAGACGGCGCCCCGGGGAUCCGACUUGGCACAUUCCGGAGCUCUUCCUGUGAGCCCCUCCAGGGAGGAACGGGCACCCAACCGGCAGACCCUGAACAGCCAUGCACCCCAACUCCACAGCCCCGCGGUCAGGAGGACCCAGGCAGGCCAUCCAGGUGUUCAGGCAAAACACUCCAGACUGCCAGCCGCGUUCUAGGGCCCUUCCUCGAAAGCCACGCCCCUAGCGGGCAGCUCCCCACCGGAAACCCAGUCUGUCUAACGACGCCCCUUCCGGAAACGCCCCCACGAGUUGGCCGCAAGGUCACGCCCCCAUCCCGUGUUGUGAAGAUUCAGCCUCAGACCACGCCCCUAACACAACCCUAUUGCCUCUAAGGCCCCGCCCCCUGCCGUAAUUCACUGUAUCGCCGGCUUCCGG
Messenger RNA from Castor canadensis (American beaver), 2492 nucleotides. NCBI's taxonomy places the organism in Eukaryota, Metazoa, Chordata, Mammalia, Rodentia, Castoridae. The record is from RefSeq and is a predicted model, not a curated record.